AUGCUUCAUUUUCCAAAGGCUACUGGUAAGGUAUACGUUGUGAAGAACUACUGUGAACGAAAUGAGAACAGUUCUGUUAUUGUCUUUGCUCAAACUUGCCGAGAAUGCCAAGCUUUAGCCUACAUGUUUGAUGCACUAGGAUUUAAGGUUGCAUCACUUCAUUCCCAAAUUGAACAACGCCUUCGCAGUGCAGCGCUUUCUUCGUUCCGGUCAAAAACUCUACGGAUUCUUGUCUGCACGGAUGUAGCAUCUCGUGGCCUCGACAUCCCUCACGUUGAUUUGGUGGUCAAUCACAACGUUCCUAAGUCGCCCAAGACAUAUGUUCAUCGAGUGGGUCGUUCAGCUCGUGCUGGGAGGUACGGAGCUGCAUUAACAUUCGUCACCCAGUACGAUAUAGUUCUUCUCCAAGCCGUGGAAGAACUUAUUGGAAUGAAGCUGGAGGAGCUCAAGGUGAGCGACCAAAAGAUCACACGUUAUGUGACAAAGGUUCUCGUUGCCAAGCGUGAAGCCGAGUUGAGGCUAGAACAAAAUAGUUUUGGUGAAAGAAAGGAAGCCAAUCUACGCAAAGAUCUAUUAAUGAGUGGAGUACCCGAGGAAGAGAUCGAAGAGAUUAAGCGGCCUCGAAAUAAUCGAAAGAAGACGCAUUCCAAAACAGCUGUAGGAGAAAAGAGGCCCAAGUUCGCUGCUACGAAAGAACUUGAUACGGCAAAACGAAAACGAGUAAAAGUGACAUAA
Cooperia oncophora is the source of this 735-nucleotide messenger RNA. The record is from the annotation of a GenBank genome assembly. NCBI's taxonomy places the organism in Eukaryota, Metazoa, Nematoda, Chromadorea, Rhabditida, Trichostrongylidae.